AUGCGAAAUUUUCAACAUUCGAUCCGUGAAGUAAAAUGUCCAUGUCCGCCCAAAAAAAAGCUGGACCCAAUUGAGGAUGCAUUAUACAGGAAUGAAGCGCCAAUUAUACCGUUGCAAGAAUUCUUUGAAACGGAAGAGGAAAAGGAGCGUGAUUUAAAAUGUAAACACACUCAUUUUUCGGAUGAGAAAGGUGUGGAUAUGACGCACGUAAAUGUUAUACCGAAGGAAUACACGAAUACUAGAACGGCUAGAAUUUAUAAAGAAACUAGACAUUGUAUGCAGAAUGGAAAUGAUAACGUUAAGUAUUGGCACGUGCAGUUUGAUACGACUAUGAGAUUUGAAAAUUCUUUAAUAGGAUGGUGUUCCAGUUCGGAUGCCCUUUCUAAUGUGAAAUUACACUUUCAUUCUUUGGCCGCGGCGCAGGAGUUUUGUCAUAGAAACGGUUUUGAUUAUUACGUCGAUGUACCACCUAGAAAAGAUUUUGUAGUAAAAAGUUAUUCAGAUAACUUCUCUUGGAAUAAACGUAGAAGAGUAACUACCAAAUAG
This is a messenger RNA of Onthophagus taurus, 546 nucleotides long. RefSeq names its product NADH dehydrogenase [ubiquinone] iron-sulfur protein 4, mitochondrial-like. The record is from RefSeq and is a predicted model, not a curated record. Gene Ontology annotation, biological process: electron transport chain. Gene Ontology annotation, cellular component: respiratory chain complex I. NCBI's taxonomy places the organism in Eukaryota, Metazoa, Arthropoda, Insecta, Coleoptera, Scarabaeidae.